CCUAUAACUCCUGUCUCUAAGAAUGUCCGGUGCGCGGAACUGUGAAACUGAGUAACUGACAUGUGAAGACGAUGAGAUCAGCUGAUAUUAGUAAACAAAUAUCAACAAGUCAAUACCAUUCAGUUUCCAGUCAUUUAAGGGAUUAGUAUUGGCUGCAUAAGAUAACACCAUGGCCGAGGAAGUGGAAGGUGUUCAGGUGCUUGUGGAUGCUCUCGUGAAGCAAGGUGUAGAGUACAUGUUUGGGAUUGUUGGCAUUCCUGUUGUUGAGGUAGCAGUCACAGCUCAACAGGCUGGAAUAAAAUAUGUUGGAAUGCGGAAUGAGCAGGCUGCUUGUUAUGCUGCACAAGCAAUUGGCUAUCUGACGGGACGCCCUGGUGUGUGCCUUGUUGUAUCUGGACCAGGCCUUUUGCAUGUUAUUGGAGGUCUUGCAAAUGCUCAGGUGAACUGUUGGCCAAUGAUAGUAAUAGGUGGUUCUAGUGAUGUUGACCAAGAAGGCAUGGGAGCAUUUCAGGAAUGCCCUCAGGUUGAAUCUUGUCGUCUUUACUGCAAAUACACUGCUCGGCCACCCACAAUAGCCACCAUUCCCUACCACGUUGCAAAGGCUGUUAAAUGUGCAACAUACGGAAGACCAGGAGCUGCCUACUUAGAUUUUCCUGGAAAUAUCUUAUCUGGCAAAAUUGAUAAGAGUUUAGUACAAGACCCACCAAAGUGCCCUCCUCCUCCAGUUACGCUUGCACCCUCAGAAGCAAUAACAGAGGCAGUCACACUGUUGUCUAAUGCACAGCGACCACUAGUGAUAGUAGGGAAGGGUGCUGCGUAUGGCCGUGCAGAAAAGGAAGUGAAUGAAUUUAUUGAAAAAACUGGAUUACCAUUUCUGCCAACUCCUAUGGGUAAAAAAGUUAUUAACAUACUGAUUUCUGUUGCAGCUGUAGCUUUAGUUUAUGUUUCUUCUUCAGAGCUUGUAUUUCUUUUGCUCUCUAAUGUUCCACCUGACAGUGAAAAGCUUUUUUGUCUACCAAACCAGUACUACUUGUAUUAUAAUUGUAGACAUAUUGCCCUUGAAGAAACUCCACAACUAGUGUUAAUGCAAGCAAUGGCUAAUGAUACUGGAGAACCAUUGAAUUAUUAUGCAGUUUUAAGUACUGUUAAUAUGCUGACACCAAAGAAUGCUAUCAUAGUAAGUGAAGGUGCCAACACCAUGGAUAUCGGACGUACCAUGCUACUGAACACGUUUCCUCGUCAUAGACUGGAUGCAGGAACGUUUGGCACAAUGGGAGUGGGCUUGGGUUUUGCCAUUGCUGCUGCCCUGUGGGCCCGUGAUCAUGCUCCAGGCAAGAAAGUUAUUUGUGUCGAGGGAGAUUCUGCCUUUGGUUUCAGCGGUAUGGAGAUGGAGACGAUGUAUCGAUAUGGCCUUCCAAUUAUUGUUGUCAUAGUCAACAAUAACGGUAUUUACAACGGGCUGGAUGAUGAAACAUUCAACGAUGUUAGAGAUGGGAUGGAUUCUACCAUAGCAACACCACCAACAUCACUUCUUCCUUGCGUUCACUACGAACGCAUAGCCACAGCUUUCGAUGAUGUGGGCUAUUUUUGUAAAAGCAUAGUAGAUUUAAAAGGUGCCUAUAUACAGGCUUUAUCCAACAAGGAUAGGCCAGCUAUUAUCAAUGUGAUGAUUAAUCCAAUGGCUCAGCGUAAGGCUCAGGAUUUUGAUUGGCUUACUCGAUCAAAACUAUGAUUGACACUUAUUGUUGUCUUGUUAAUCACAUUUAAAGUUUUAUAUUUUUACCAAACAGAGUUAUAUAUUAUUAGCAGUUUUAUUCUGAUUUAAAGUGAACAGGAUAUAUUUGUAGGGAAGUUUAUGCAAAGUCUAUUUUUGUAUUAGUAUUAUUAACUCUCAAGAAGUAUAAUGCACAAUUUAAACAAAUUAAUCCUGUGAUUCAUCAGUACUUUAUCAUAAAUAUUGCUUAUAACUGCCAUGGCUGAAUUUAGUUAUUAAUUUAGUUACUGCAGCUUUCCUGUUAUUAUUAAGAAAUUAAACAAUAUUCCAGUUAUAAUAUCCAUGACCCACUCCUUAAAAGACAUAAAUAUUUUUAGGAUUUGUCUUAGGGAUGUUAGUCACUAUAUUUUUUCUAGAUUUGCAAUUUUGGAAGAGUCAGGCAAUCAUUCCAUACAGCAUGCAUUCGUAAAUGUUGAAGAAUGUUACUAAGAAUAUGUGGGUUUCCAAAGUUUUGACUGUAUUCCCGCUGUAAAAGUAAAUGAUGAUUAUC
This is a messenger RNA of Macrobrachium nipponense, 2264 nucleotides long. It is a transcript of the gene Hacl, whose product is annotated as 2-hydroxyacyl-CoA lyase 1-like. The transcript has 10 exons. Gene Ontology annotation, molecular function: thiamine pyrophosphate binding; catalytic activity; magnesium ion binding. The record is from RefSeq and is a predicted model, not a curated record. Gene Ontology annotation, cellular component: peroxisome. The coding region runs from base 170 to 1732 and encodes 520 amino acids. NCBI's taxonomy places the organism in Eukaryota, Metazoa, Arthropoda, Malacostraca, Decapoda, Palaemonidae. Gene Ontology annotation, biological process: fatty acid alpha-oxidation.